This is a messenger RNA of Ectocarpus sp. CCAP 1310/34, 2485 nucleotides long. The record is from the annotation of a GenBank genome assembly. NCBI's taxonomy places the organism in Eukaryota, Phaeophyceae, Ectocarpales, Ectocarpaceae.
UGAGAGCCACAGAAGGACAAUAACCGCCGUAAUAGGAAAGGGAGCAUAGGAGAGAAGGCUAGCACCGAGCACAUCAACAGGAAAAUCAUGACUUCCGUAGCACAGGCCUCGAGCACGGAGAACGUGAUCACGCUGCGAGGGUCGACGGAUGUCGUCACCGACUUCUUCUACUACGCCGUCAACAGCGUGCUUUACCAGAGAGGGGUUUACCACCCCGACGGUUUCGCUCGCGAGGCCAAGUACGGCAUCACGACCCUGGUCACGACCGAUGAGGCCCUGAAGAAGUACCUCGACAACGUCAUCAAGCAGCUCAAGGAAUGGUUGUUGGAGAAAGAGCUGCAGCGCCUGGUGCUCGUGAUAGUUGGCACGGACUCGGGCGACACGCUUGAGCGGUGGACGUUCAACGUGCACAAGGAAGAGAGGCCCGCCCUCAAAGACGGCAGCAACGCCGGCGACCAGCAGCCGCGUAAGUCGCAGAAGGCCAUCACGCAGGAGAUCCAGAACGUUAUCCGGCAGAUCACGAGCAGCGUCACCUUCUUGCCUCUCUUGGACGAGCCCUGCUCCUUCGACCUCUUGGUCUACACCGGCAACGACGCUACCGUACCGUCCGGGUGGGACGAUUCUGACCCUCGAUGCAUCAAAGAUUCGUCUGAGGUUUCCCUGCGCUCCUUCUCCACAAAGAUCCACAAGGUAGACACGGUCGUCUCCUACAAGAACAAGACCGACGAGGAGCUGUGCUGACGGUUUCGCUUCUAGGGUACGAAUGACUGGUGAUAUUUGUCUGUUUUUUAUCGUCAAAAUGCAAUCAGCAGUUGAGGGGGGAAACAGAUCAAAGCACGGGUGCGUUUUUGUGUCCAACAUACGCUGUGGUGGUACAAAGCGAACCUUAGAUUGGUUUGUUUGGGAUGUUAAGUCUCAAUCACCCAGGGAUUGGCGACUUGUAGACUUUGCUGUCGUGAAAUGGUUCGAAAUUCUGUACGGGUGGGUGAAAAUGGGUAGGGCGAUUUCGAAUAAUAAUUUCGUGAAGUUUUUUCAUUUUCAGGUAUCGUGAAGGGAGAAGGAGGGAGUUGGGUAUGUUUCUUCCGGUGGUCAAUAUUGUAGCCCGGUGCAUGAUUCGAAAUGUGUUUCUAUUUUUCGUUAUCCGUUGUCGUCGCUUGUGUUGAGAGAGUCAAGUCGAUCCACCACCUAGCGAAUCCUGUUUUCCGUUUGUUUUUCCACGUUUGUUUCAGGUUUAGGGUUAGGGUUGAGGGAGUCAAGUCGGCCCACAAUCCGCAGGGGAUAUGUAAUUUGUUCUGCGAUUGUACCGUAGGGUGAAGACUAUUAUGGAUGUACCCUUUUGCGACAUAGACCUUCUGUAGUUUGCCUGGCAAAUGUCAAAUUGUUUCUUGCUAUGCAUUAGAUGUGUCACGGGUUUUGGACAGGGAACUAAGUAAGUGGCUUUGUGUAGUCAUUAUUUCGGCAAACGUAUUGAACCGAGCUAAACCAGGAUAGACCUCCUCCGCGGUACCUAGUGGUGAUUUUGCGACAACGUGAUGGUGUCAGCUUUACGUCAGGACGCUUGAUUGGUCAACAACCGGAUUCUAUUGUCUUUCAAGUAUUGCUGUGUAGUUCAAAGCGGCUCACUCUGCGUGAAUGAUUGCGUUGUGUCAGAUACCACGUUCAAAAAAUCGCUUGGUUGUUGUUGUUUUUCUUCACAUUUAACUCGUGUCAGUUGCUAAUCCCAAAAUCUAGCAAAUAGACUCGGUCCGUGGUCACAAAAUUGCUAGUGCCAUCAGAAGAUCUAAAGAACAUGCACACUAUUGGCAAGAAAAAGGUUACACAAGCCCGAAGAGGUACACCUACAAUCCCUGCAGCACGUUUGCGUGCUCAAAACUGAACUACACGCCCACACACUACAUUCGGCUACAGCAGCAGCAUCACCCCGUCCUUGUCCCGCACUUUGCCAAAAUGAAUUUUGGUCGAUUCAGCGUACUACUGUCUGUACAAAAACGCCAUGGUACACAAUUAAGGCACUCGGGGUAUCCGCGUCAUCUCUGCCGCGUCUCUCUACAAAACCAGUGACGUCAUCACACACCCAACACCUAUAUUCAGGAAAAAAACGAAAAAUAAUUUACAACACUUGGCAACACAAGAUGUCUGUCCGUGCGCCACGGUUCGAUGUCGUCCGCAUGCUACGGUGCCGCUGCUCCGGUACCGCUGUUGCCAUUCCUAGCACGACCAAUCUCGACCCGCUCGGUUCGCACACGCUCUCGUUGCUGUCAUUCCCAGUCUGUUCCUCGCUUUCUCCCUCAUUGCACUUAGGGUUCUUGGCCUGAACAUUCUCGCGCCGAAGGGUUAACCAGCCCAAUCAUCAGCUCGUCACCACCUGUCCCCUCCUCCGUUGAUCGCAAAACCAGGUUACUGAGACAGUACAGCUCCCUCAGGCAAACCUUGGGCCGUGUCCAUAGUGCUCGUCCACCAUUCUGAUGAGGUUUGCCUCCGCGCA